Colletotrichum scovillei is the source of this 2826-nucleotide messenger RNA. RefSeq lists its product as uncharacterized. NCBI's taxonomy places the organism in Eukaryota, Fungi, Ascomycota, Sordariomycetes, Glomerellales, Glomerellaceae. The transcript has 2 exons. The record is from RefSeq and is a predicted model, not a curated record. Bases 576 to 2678 code for a protein of 700 amino acids.
CUCCAAGACUCCCAACCAACUGAGUCCUGACACCCCGGCAAGGCCCAUGAUCGGUGAUCCCAUUCCCGUUGACGCUAUCCAUACUCCAUACUUCACACGCCGUACUUCGUGCAUGCACCUUUAUUCCAGCAAUUACCAAGUAACUGUGGCUUACCCAGUACCUUAUUCUCUUCCCAACCUGCCUUCUUCCUCCUUGACUCUUUACUCUUAAGCCACACGUGGGGCACUCUUUGCAGGUCAUCCAAAGCUUUAUUUCGUCUCCAUUUCUGCACAGUAAUCGACCACUUGCCACCACUCUCAUCCACAAACCACCAAACAGCAUCUACCUUGCUUCCCCACGAACACUCCUUUUUCCCAGCGCCUCGGUCGCGUCCGGACCCCGACGAUAACCAUACACUGUACGAAUCUCGCUACCUUUUGACAUUUGAAAAUCUCCGUCCGUGAUUCCCCUUCACCGACACCACCGGCUAGUCUCUACACUACUCGCUUUCGUCGGACGACCUGGGCUAUGACAUCUUAUUAAACACGACACAUUUCCGUUUCGCCCUCGACGCCAACCGCCACCCUUAGACACAAUGGCACCUCACCACGAGCCCUUCAAAGGCCUCGCGCCUAUCAAGUGGGAAUCUGUCGCCGAGGAGGAUCCAAAAGAGUUCAUGACCGGCGUAUUUGCCAACGCUCAAACAGUCAUCGACUCCAUCCCCGUCCCCGCCGCCGUCAAGCAAGCCACUGCUUCCCACGGCCGAUCCCGCUCCCACACUGACCCCCCGAUACCUGUCGCCGACAUCAACCGUUCACUCUCCCAGCGACAGACCGGUGCCGCGCUGAAGCUGUCGCAGGACCUGUCCAAAGAGUGGAAAGAGGUCAAGGUCAAUGCCAAGGAUAACCCGCUAGCAAUCAACGUGUAUAAGCUCGCCGCCAAGGACGGCAAGGGUAGCUGGUUCGCCCGGCGCAGCGUUCACGAUGGUUUGACUUUUGAGAAGUGGAAGCUGGGCCUCGAGAGAGAAUUUGCCGAGUCCAUGAAGGUGCAGAGCGGGCCCGGCGCCGGCGCCAUCCGCGGCAUUGGAGCAGAGAAGCGGGCGGCACAUGAGGUUGUGGAAGGCUCUGGAAAAAUGGAAGUAUUCCAAUUAUCGGCGCAAUUCCCAGGCCCGACGGCUCCGAGAGACUUUGUGACGUUACUGCUGAGUUCCGACUUUUCCGGCGGCGCCCCGCAAGAAGGUGCUAGGCGGCCGCUCCGGACCUACAUGAUUGUGUCGAAACCAUGCAUUCAUCCCGAGUGCCCCGAGCGGCCAGGCUAUAUUCGAGGCCAAUACGAGUCGGUCGAAAUCAUUCGCGAGAUCCCGUCCGAUAAGCCGGCUGCGAUCACGCGAGCACGAUCCUCGAUUGAUCUCAGUCAGGAAGGCGCCAAAGAAAGACAAGCUGUAGCUGAGUCUAUGGGCAAGGAGGCUGUUCUACGGGCAGCGAAAAAGGCAGCAGAUCCAGACGGCCGUCAUCGAGGUACAUCUGUUGACAGUGCACCUGCCAGAGACGACGCUGGGCACACCGGCGAAGGCAUCGAGGAGGAAGCGACGACGUCUGUUGAGUGGCUUAUGGUUACUCGUAGUGAUCCCGGCGGCAACGUGCCCCGAUUCUUAAUUGAUCGAGGUACACCGGCAGGCAUUAUUGGAGACGCCGGCAAGUUCCUCAAGUGGAUGACUGCGAAGUCCGCAGAUGACUUUUCAACGUCAGAUAAAGAGCAGGAGGAGACGAAAGAAGGCGCUAAGCAGGCCGAGAGCGAAAAGGUCGCUUCCCCAAUGGAGGUGGCCAAGCAACCAACAUCGAAUUUGUUACCUGAAGAGUCGGCACAGGUGCAGGAUAACUCCGUCCCGAGUAGUAACGGCUUGUACGGCAUCAUAUCCGGUGCUUUCGGAAUGGCUAGCUCUGUUGUGGCUAGUCGCCUACCAGAGGGCUACGCUUUACCUGGAAUAUUCACUGCACCAAGUACCAACGGGUCGAUAGCGGAGGAAGAUGAAGAGGAUGAGUCGGUGGAAAGCGACACGUCGUCCAUCCGAAGCUUCGCUUCAGCAGUCGAGAAGACGGACGAGGGUGAGCCCAUCACGCCACCAGAGGUUACGCAGCCUGACAGCGUGUCGCUUCACUCGUCCGGAUCCGGCGGCGGCGCGUCCCUCCAAGGGUCCAAGACGUCGUCGCACCACGAGAGGGAGCUCAGGAAACUCCAGGAGCGGCGCCAAAAGAUGCAAGACAAGAUCAACAAGAUGCAAGAGCGCAUGUCUAGCAAGCGUGACCAAGACUCGCAAAAGGAGGCCGCCAACCUAGCGAAGCUCCGCGAGAAGCACGAAAAGGAGAUGGCCAAGCAGGAGGACAAGUACAAGCGCGACAUGCAGCGCCUCGAGCAGCGCCGCGAGCACGAACAGCGCAAGGCUGAGGAGAAGCGGCGGAAGCAAGCAGAAAAGGAGGAGAAGUCAAAUUUGGCCUUGGAGCUCGAGCGCGUCAAGGCGGAGCGGGAUGUGGCGCUCAAGGAGAUUGACGUCCUCAAGGAGCAGGUGGGUCAGCUGCAGAGCCAGAAUACCAUGCUGGUUGUUAAGAUGGGCAAGAUGGGCGGGAUGGGCGGUAUGAAGAGACAGGACUCGUCGUUGAGCGUAUCGGGAGAAAAGGCGGUUCAGACCGUGUCCAACUAGGGGCCAUGUAAAGUGUACGACGACGACAGAGAGACAGAGGGAAGGAAGACAUGUCAGCUGCAGGACAGGAUACCCAGCUUGAUGCAGACAGAGAGAUCUCUGUAGAGGAGAUGAGAUGACGCAUGAGCAUCCAAUGGCGUUCGGGGCG